GAAAUCUAAAGGAUUUGUUGUCAUCACGUGACAUUGUUUCGCUUUAGCCGGUUGUCUGACGGACUGAGGCGUGAAAAUGGCGAGAAACUCGGAGAAACAGCAGGGCAGGCUUAACAGACUGUGGCUGCAGAGAGAGAGAGAGGAAGGUCGUCUCAGAGACGUUCCUGAGCGGAGACCUCGGCUGUCCGCUCUGAAUUCAGCCUCUUCUGUGAAGAAGUGGAUCCCCAGCAUCAAGUCAGAGAUCGAGUAUUAUCUGCAGCAGUCCCAGCUCUCUCAUUACCCAGAGAGGAAGAUCGCUCAGUUCCAGCAGCACAUUGACUCUUUAGAGAAAGAGUAUAAAAGCUUCAUGUCCAAACUACGAGUACUCGACCCGACCUGUAAACACUCGCCGUGGACGCCCCGAGCAUACCACAAACGCCGUGCUGACCCCUCCGGCACAUCCAGUUCAGUGAAAACUCCUCGUCUUAGUGACUCUGACGGAGUCAGUACUGACAGACGAUCUGAGGAGGGUCCAGACUGUAACAGACCAUCAGACUCUGACAGAGCCGUCACGUUUCUGACCAAUCCUCUCUCAGGAUCAUCAGAAGGGCUCUCUGAGGACCAGAAUCAGGACCAGCCCCUCCUCUUUGACCACAUGAAGCUGUGUGUGUCUGCUGCUGCGUUCAGAGGACCUCCCUCACAGCUCGCUUCCUCUCACACUCACAGUCUGACCCGCGUCCUGCAGGCUGGACUCCCUAACCUGGUAAAUUCCUCGUCCUCCUCCAACAGUAGGAGCAGAGACUCAGAGACACAAGGGAAUUGUGGGAAAUCCUCGGUCAUUGAGACCACAGACAGGACGACUCACAUCCUGGGACUGGCCUGUUACUCUUCGUCCUCUGAGGAGGAGGAGGAGAGCAGGUGACGUUUUUUUUCUGAAGGGUCCACACGUUUCUACAUUUGAAAUACAAAACAAUUUUUCUGUGUUAUUUGUUAGUGAGUUCUGCUCAGUGGCAGAGGCAAAAAUAAGACGAUAAAAAAUGGAUUAAACUUUUUUUAAUUAUUUCAUUUAACCAUUAUUUAACCACUUAAUUAACCUAUUGAGACCAAAAUCUCUUUCACUAGGGUGACCGGCCAAGAGGGCAGCUUUAGCUGCUCGUCUCAAUAUUCAAUAUUUAGGUCUUUCAACCUAAAUAUUGAAGAUAUCACAGAAGAAGAAAUAAUAGAUAAGUAUUACUUGUGGUAUUGAAAAUGGCUCUGAUUAUGGAGUCUUGAUAAUGGUAUUAGUAUCGAUAACAAAUUGAGGAUCCUAUCCGCACACAGAUUGUGGAAACACAUAUAACUUGUAUCAUGAUAACAUUGGGAUUUAUUGUUUGAGGAGAUUCACAUUUCCCAGAAAAAAUUUAUAUAUCGAAAAAGAAGAAGAAAGUUUGUUGAUCAGAGCGACUCUGCAGCCCCUCAUUAUGACACUGUAUGUUUAAUACAGUUUACCUCUCAAACAUCUGUAGCUCUCGGUGUGUGUGUGUGUGUGUGUGUGUGCGUGUGUGUGUGUGCGCGCGCGCAUGUGUGUGUUUCAUCAUUAUGAUCGAGCAGAUUAAUGAAAUCAGUCAUCAUGACCACACGGCUGUUCACAGCAGAGAGAUUCCUGCUGAUUCAGUUCUUCACCUCCUGCCUCCUCUCAGGUUGGCGACCUAAUUAGACCCCAACACCUCACCACCUUCCAUCACAGUGUGCUGGGCUUUCAGUGUGACUCUUCUGGGAAACUGGCUGUUUGACGGAGUUACCCUUUAAGUCUUGGCUAAGUGUGCGUACUGGGGCUUACAGCGUUUCCCUUCAGCUCUGCAGGGGUAUGCAAAAACGAAACACAGGGUGUGUAACAUGAUGCAGCUGAGAGCGUCACACAAAAAAUGUUGACUCCAUACCAGAAUUUUAAACGAUAUAGAUACUUGUUUGAUACCAUGGUAAUGUUAAAUAAAUAAAAAAUGCAGACAAACUCCUGCAAAAUGACGAAAUUCCUGUGACUGUGUGUCUGUGUGGCUACGGAGGAUCUCAGAGGACUUGACAGAUUACUGUAUAAAACAAAGAAUUAUUGAUUUCUCACCAUAAACUGUUGGUGGACAAGUACAAUAAAAAACUAAAUAUGGUGUGACAGCCUGCUGAACACGCACACAAACACACCCACACACACAGCUUACUAAUAUAUUAAAAGGUAUUUAUUAAUCGACAGAAACUAUCUCAAGUCUGGUGGAAACUUGAAACCACAGUGAGGAGCAGUUUAUGCAGUUUGAACUCCGAGUCAGGAUGGCAGAGACCACAGCGACAUAUACUGAUAAUACUGUGUGAGUGUGUGUGUUCCUGUAAACUGGUCUCUGAGGUGAAUGUGGAGGUUUUUUCUCACCUCUCCUCUGUACCACCAUCUCAGCUGCAGACGUCUUUUUUGUUUCAUGUGCUUCUUUUUCCCACCUAGGGUCUGCUGACAGCUCAAACUGCUGCAUUACUGAUGCACCGGCACACACGCACACAGAGGAUCCCAGAUAGACGAAUGUUUAUAAAGAAGCAUUUAGAGAUCUUUACUGGUGUUUUUAUUCAACUUUCCUUUUGCCUGCAGGUCUCACAGAGACACAGCGUUUGAACAGUUUAGUCAAAGAUCAUCACAGUGAAACAAAGAAAUCUGAAUAAUUUUUGCAACAGACAGAUCCUCCUUAAAGCUGCAGGUAUUUUUGCCAGCAUCUUACCUGCUUGUGAAACUAAAACUGCUUUAAUGAAACGCUUCAUCCUCUGUGCAGUCAGAUUUCAAUGCUGUGCAGGGUUUUCUUUUCUUUCUGUACAGACACAUCCCUGAAUCAUUUUGGAAGUUUGUUUAUUUAUUAAAAUUGAUAUCUGA
This is a messenger RNA of Labrus mixtus (cuckoo wrasse), 2860 nucleotides long. RefSeq lists its product as uncharacterized. NCBI's taxonomy places the organism in Eukaryota, Metazoa, Chordata, Actinopteri, Labriformes, Labridae. The transcript is spliced from 5 exons. The record is from RefSeq and is a predicted model, not a curated record. Gene Ontology annotation, biological process: generation of catalytic spliceosome for second transesterification step. The coding region runs from base 77 to 901 and encodes 274 amino acids.